Messenger RNA from Hydractinia symbiolongicarpus, 2479 nucleotides. RefSeq lists its product as uncharacterized. Lineage: Eukaryota; Metazoa; Cnidaria; Hydrozoa; Anthoathecata; Hydractiniidae. The record is from RefSeq and is a predicted model, not a curated record. The transcript has 13 exons. The coding region runs from base 85 to 2193 and encodes 702 amino acids.
AAUGGUGAAUGGGUUUAAAAUAGAAUCAAAAUUACACUUGGUGAAAUUUUUUAAUCAGUUAAACCAAGUAGUCGAGAAAGAAGCAUGAAAGUCUUACAAAAGAUUUUGUUUGUUAUUUAUUUAACGAUACAUGUGAUGUGGUUACUACAUGCUCAUCCUCAGUGUGUUGAGGUAGAUGGGAUUCCCGCAGCUGGAUCAUCAGUAUCAUCAUAUGCUAUGCAUGUCGGAAACAUGCUGGAGUGUGUAAAAAAGUGUUUUCGGUAUCAAAUGGAAAACUACAAACGAUUUUACAAUGGCGUUCUUUACCAUAACAGAAAUUGCAGUUGUGUCGCUAAUAUGACAGACAUUACAGGGAUUAAUCCGGACGGAAGAAAGGCAUGCUUCUUUGGACGUUUUGUCGAAGACUUAUCAUUAACUUUAAUUAAAAGACCUGAUCAACAUCAUGUAGAAGUUGGUAAAAAUUUUGAGCAUGUUUUCAGUAUCUCCUACACUAACCUCUUCGACCGAACGUACCAGUGCUUAUACAGGACAGCCCUUCCAAACAAAGAAAAAAGACCUUUCGGUUUGGAUGGAUUUUCGCUUAUAAAUGGUAACGGAUUAAACCUUCCAAACACAGGAAUAUCAUGGUCUAAUGUUUAUGAUAAAUUUGGGAUACAAUAUCAAUCUUCGGGAGCGCCACGUGAGAUACGCCUGUUGGACAAAACACGUCUUACAAAUAAUCAGUUUCACUACAAAACAACAUUUAAGAUGGGAGAUGCUUCGGAAAGUAAUGAUAUAUUGUUUGUGGCGUUUGUUGUAAAUCACAAAGAUGAUUAUGGUAUAUACAUUCGUCAUGCAUUCAUUCAGCAGAAACAAGGAAAUAACUAUUCUCGCGCUUUACUACUGAAACCACUUCCGUCAAUCAAUUUUGAUCAUGCCACACAACCGAUUGGAUACUUAAAUACUGUGCGCAAUAUUAAAAUUGUAAACGAUGGAAAUGCAACAGCAACAAAUUAUAAACUCGAAUUUUAUUUCCCGCCAUUUGUCACAUUGGCACAUGAUGAGAUGCAAUCCUUGGAAGAGAAAUGUGGAUCAAACUUUUUAACUACAGAUCAAGACACAAAUGUAUUGCGGAUUAAGCUUACGCAAGUUGAUCCUGCAAUGCGCCUCUGUCUUGUUAACAUACAGUGGAAAGCGAAUGUAGAAGAACUAAGAACCAUACGAGGAAAGAUAGAUUACUAUAUUCAUGGUCUUCUUACUUACUGUCCUUAUCAAGAAUGCAAUGUUAGUGGCAAACGUGCUGAAAUGAAGGAAUUCAAAUGGGGAUUUACUUUUUUCGGACGAAGCAAACUAAAUGAACACAAGAAAUUUCGAAUAAAAAAUGUGAACAGCGGGAGAUGUUGGGAUGUGCGUGAGAACGAUCUGAAAGUGACAACCAACAGCAAAUGUCAAAGUGGAUUUAAGUAUACCAAGGAUGCUUUGUUGAUUCAUGAAAACACUGGUAGAUAUCUCUACUCCAAGCAAACUAUCUACAAGCAGCAAUAUAGUUAUUUCGCUGAUACCACUAAACGCAGUCAAUUGUAUUACUUACGAGACAAUCACAUAGUUCAAUACAGUCAUGAAUCAAGCAUCUCUUGUCUAAUGGAAAACGAAUCUUUCAUUUUCCAUACUGUCAAUGGUAGAAGAUUGAGCACUCAUUGUCCAUCAUGGAGGGGAGUUAUGCCAACUACAGUAAAGAUACUGGAAGGUUGGGAUGAUUAUAACCUUGACGUGAGAUCUAUACUCAAAGCAACAACACCACUGGGUGACACUGUUUUUAUUUGCAAUCCAGGAGGCGAUAAAGGAAAUACGUACAACUGCUUCUUUUCAAACAACAAUGGAAAGUCAUGGACAGCGAUGGACUCCUUGAUUACAAACAUUCGUUUUUACUCCACCAUUUCUGAAUCCAUUUAUGGCACAAUGAAUCGUGGCAAAAGUUAUUUUCAGUUAAAACUAACUUAUGGGGAGCUUGCACGUAUUAAACCACUCAGUGAUGUUGAUUACAAUUCCGUGUUUUCACAAGAAAGCAACAUUCACACACAGUCGUUUAAUAACAUGGCUUUAACGGUUGUUAAAACAGAGACUCAGUUUGGAUCAGAAGUUCAAGUUUCCUCACACGGCGUUUAUCUUACGGUAAAUGGAGUUUUAAAGAAGGUUUUCGCAUGGGGAUAUUAAAUUUGUGGUGAUACAAGAAAGGUGUGUCUCAAGAUUAUGAUACCAUGGUGCAUAUUUUGGUAACCUACUUUAUCGAUGGAAAAACAUUUUCUUUACUGAUUUUAAAAAUAGUUUACGUAGCAAUAAAUUUUUAACCGACGAAUUAUUUGAGCUAAUUUAAAAAUUUGCAAUUUUUUGUUUAAAAAUUUAGGUAGAUGAUGACACCAAACAGCCAGUGAAAUGUUUGGGAACAUUUUAGUCUAACCUAAAAUAUAUUUCUUAUUAUUCCAAUGCUCUAAAAAGGUUA